Symbiodinium natans is the source of this 2199-nucleotide messenger RNA. The record is from the annotation of a GenBank genome assembly. NCBI's taxonomy places the organism in Eukaryota, Dinophyceae, Suessiales, Symbiodiniaceae.
AUGGAGUCUGAGGAGGAGCAGGAUUGUGACUGGUUCUGCGCUUUGCAGCCGGUGCUGGUGCGCGCGGCACCGCGGGAGAGCGCGGCCAGGCGUGGAGUGCUGGUCGCCGGACAAAGGAUCCAGGUGCGGCCAGGACAAGUACAGGAUUCCGAGGGCAAGUCCUGGAUCAGGCUCACACUGCAGGAGCUCUGGAGGUCCUGCCGCGCCACGUCCAGAAGUGCUCGGGGCUUCGUGGCCCUGGCCGACGCAGGAGGCUUCCCUCUUUUCCGCAGGCUCUCAGCAGGAGAGUGCCCACGGGACUCAGAGCAGCUGGUUGGCUUCCUGCGCUGGUGGCCGUUGGACCCACUGCCGCCCGUCCAGCCUGCCACGUUUGGUGGUGCAUGGCUCUGUCGCUGGCAAGCAUCUCCACAAGAGAGUAUCAAGGCCAAGUGGCUUGCUGCCGGAGAGCUUCAGCUGGUUGGUCCAGCAGAGACGAAGGCGGGUGAGGUGUGCCAGUGGCUUGAGGACGACAUCGGUUUUGGAGCGGACUUUUCGGUGCUCCUGAUCCAGGAUCUGCCGGGCCUCUGCCGCUGUGCACCCCUCACCUCGAACGCAGCGAUGCGCGGUGUCGCACAGCCAUUCUGUGCCAUAUCCCAACGGCGGCCUCGAUUGUGCUUGGCGAGAGAGGGUCCUCUGCGCGAGAUCCUAGGCUGGGCGCCUGAGGGUGCUCCGCCAGCGUGCUGCGCCUUCGAUGCAGAGAGUCAGGUCUCGGAGCACGUGCUCGCGAGUUUCGAGGCAUUGAGCCAGUUGAUGGAGGAGCUCUGUCUGCCAGACCACAUGGCUCCGGGUGUAGUCUUCACGGUCACGCCUGGAGAGCUCCCGCUUCCAGAGGUCAUUGCCCACGCUUUCGGAUUCAGUGCUGCCGAGAGGGAGACAUGCCGGCUGAAGCCUUGCACCACGCAUUCGUGCUUUGACUGGGCCGAGAAGGAUGCGGGCGUCCACGGCGAGAGCAACACGCUCAGCCAGAAGGCUGCCGUCGCUUCUGCUCGGCGCCGUGCUGAUGCAGGGGCCCUGCUUGCGGACUUCGGGACCCUGUGCAGCUUUGAAGUGGAGAUCGCCCGUGUCGGCUGUCCGGUCCUGUACUGCGCUCGCAACGAUGCCUUGCUGGGAAAACCGGUGCUCGGCAUUGCUGCAGUACGAUGCUAUCGUCAGCCAGACCCUGAGCCAGACGAGCCGCCGCCCUUGGCGCCUGGUCUGGCCAUCACGUUGCUGCAAGGCUUGUCAGGCGACUCAUCCCAGAUUUCGGCUAGUCGCAGCUGGACCGUGCGCGAGCUCAAAGAAGUCAUCAAGAAAGAGACUGGGAUCCCUGAACACCAGCAGAGGUUGGUCCUGGCCUCUUCGCAAGAUGCUGUUGAGGACCAUCACAUCCUCGGGGAUUUGUCACCUGAGGCCGGACUUUCGUUGCAAUUGCUUUGCUUGGAGCCACGCUGGGCAGCGGCCUGGCAGUGCGUGGGUGAGGAGCCAGAAGCAUGGGAAGACCUGGAAGAGGACCUUCAGCGCGAUCGAGACCUGAUAUUGCUGGCAGUCUCGCAGCGUCCCGCCUUGCUGCGAGGAAGCGGCUUCACAGGAGAUGCAGAAGUGGUUUUGGCGGCUGCAAGCAAGGACUCAUCUCUGUUGGAUGACGCUGACCAUCACCUCUGGCUUGACGACUUUUUUGCAGAAGCUGCCUCUGUCUAUGGCGCUGCAGCUUUGCGAAGCGCUGGGGCGGCCCAGCGCGCGCUGCGCGGCGAGGAGGUGAACAGCAGUGGACCAGAAUGGAAGCAGCUCGCAGCAAAGCACCGCGAGUUGGCGAAAGCAGCGCUGAGCCAGGAUGGCAGGGCACUGGAAGCCUUGGACGUGGAGCUCCGUGCAGAUGCCGAGUUGGUUCGCAUCGCCACUGAGAAUGAUGCCAGAGCGCUGCAGUUUGCAACUGAGGACUUGCGCGACGAUGCUGACUUGGUUCUCGCCGCCAUCCAGCGACGGGGGCAGGUCUUGCGCUGGGCCUCGGCGCGGCUGCGAGCGGACAGGGACAUCGUGCUGGCGGCCAUAGAGCAGGAUCCACGUGCCGUGCUGUUUGCUUCGGAGGAGUUGGCUCGGGACAAAGAGGUGUUGCUGGCGGCGAUGUCCAAAGACCCCUGCCUUGCCGUCCACCUGGCCAAUGUCGCCAGAGGGAUUGCCUGA